UAUCAUAAUAAACACAAAUAGUGCUGUAGUCUAUCACUCUAUUCACACUAAGUCGAAACAAAAACUACUCUAGAAGGCUGCAUCCAUCUUUCAUAUGCUGUUGCUAGCUACAAAAAUGGAAGCAAAAGUUGGACUGAAAAAAUUGCUACAAGGUGAAGAAGUACUAUAUAAUAAAUAUCCUGUAGGACUUGGAUGCAGUGAUCUGAGUUUGAGUCUGAAUAAUAAUAACAACAACUCAGAAGAGCUUAUCCAGAACCAAGAACAGCCUAUCCCCUUACUCAAAGUAGGAUGGAUGGAAACAAAGGUAGAGGAGAUGAAGAAAGAGAAUCAGAUCUUAAGAUCUAUGUUAAAUCAAGUAACUCAACACUAUGCACUUCUUCACACUCAAUACUUAACCGUGAUGCAGCAACAGAAGCAACAAUCUUCUACAUCACCUGAUAAAAUCAAUAAACAAAUAAUAGAGGAGGAUCCAACAUCUGAGUUAGCUUCUUGCAGAAAAAAAGGUAGAGUGUCCAUUAGGGCACCAUCAAAUUUCUCAUUGAUGAGUGAUGGGUGUAGAUGGAGAAAGUAUGGACAAAAGACAUCAAAGGUUAAUCCAUGUCCCCGGGCCUACUUUCGUUGCAAUAUGGGAGAAACAACACCAUGUCCGGUUCGUAAGCAGGUUCAAAGAUGUUCGGUUGAUGAGACAGUUUUCAUCGCAACCUAUGAAGGAAAUCAUAACCAUUCCCUUCCACCAGAAGCCAGGUUGACAGCAAACACAACAUCAGCAGCAUUAAGCAUGUUUCUCUCUGGUUCAACCACCAGUUUACAUGGCAGCACUAUCUCAAAUCCAUGCCUCUUCUCUCCAUCACCAUCAUCCUCAUCAUCAUCUAGUAUUUCUUCCACCUCCACUGGCUUGUCUACUUACUAUUCAUAUGCAUCAUCAUGUCCCACAAUAACAUUGGACUUAACUCAACCCUCUACCAACUUCUUCAAAUCUCAAACACCUAUUUAUCCAAACCAGUACUACAAUCAUCAAUCUCAAGAGGGAUUGUGUUUGUCUUCUAAGCUUUCAAAUGCCAUGAUACCAGAGAAAAACGUUCCCUUGAUGGAUGGUGUGAUUGCAGCUAUAAUAAAGGAUCCUUCUAUUAAGGCAGCAUUAGAUGCAGCUGUUUCUUCACUCACUGGAGUAGUGUUGCAUCAGUGAUCAAAUAGUUUAUACUUGGUUGUAAUUAUUGUCAAUAAAUUAAACUUGCAUGUUUAAUUUGAAUACAUGUUUCCUAACACAUAUAAACGAGUUCUUGUUAUCUACCUCAAAUUGAAUAUAUAUUAUACCAAUUUGUAACCAUGUUUUAUGAAAUGGUGGCAUGGCAAGUAGUAUAACUUUCCUAGGGUAGGCAAAUAUAGUGAAUCUAUCCAUUGAAAAAAUUACACUUAUCUCCGCAGAGGUUUGUUAAAAUGCCACAGACA
Messenger RNA from Vicia villosa (hairy vetch), 1449 nucleotides. RefSeq names its product probable WRKY transcription factor 47. The record is from RefSeq and is a predicted model, not a curated record. The transcript is spliced from 6 exons. The coding region runs from base 95 to 1186 and encodes 363 amino acids. Gene Ontology annotation, molecular function: DNA-binding transcription factor activity; sequence-specific DNA binding. Lineage: Eukaryota; Viridiplantae; Streptophyta; Magnoliopsida; Fabales; Fabaceae. Gene Ontology annotation, biological process: regulation of DNA-templated transcription.